Oppiella nova is the source of this 267-nucleotide messenger RNA. NCBI's taxonomy places the organism in Eukaryota, Metazoa, Arthropoda, Arachnida, Sarcoptiformes, Oppiidae. The record is from the annotation of a GenBank genome assembly.
UUUGAAGUCAACAAUUCAUUUCUAUUGAGAAUUAAUUAAUAAUUUAUUAAACAUUAAAGUAAACAUUAGUUUAAAAUAUCGGCUAAAAUGUCUAAAAGGCUGCCAUUCUUGAGAUCUUGUCUUGAGGAAUGUGAUCCACCAAUUAAAACAGAGGUUAAAGGUGUGAUCCCAGUGUGGCUGAAGGGCACUCUUUUACGCAAUGGUCCCGGUCUUCAAGAAGUGGGAACCGAUAAAUACAAUCAUAUGUUCGACGGCUUAGCGCUUAUG